Molecule: messenger RNA, 1308 nt
Organism: Saccoglossus kowalevskii
Lineage: Eukaryota; Metazoa; Hemichordata; Enteropneusta; Harrimaniidae
Product: carboxypeptidase D-like
Biological process (GO): protein processing; peptide metabolic process
Molecular function (GO): zinc ion binding; metallocarboxypeptidase activity
Source: RefSeq, a predicted model, not a curated record
AUGGCGGCGCUUCACACACCACUAGUUAUCGCCUUUCUGCUGCAUUUAACGGCCGGAGAACUUCAAGUUGAUUUCGUAUAUCAUCACUAUGACAACAUGGUGGAUCUGCUACAGGCGCUUCAUCUACGCUACUACAACCUGACGGAACUAUACAGUAUUGGCAGGAGUGUGGAAGGUCGUAAAUUGUGGGUUCUGGCCAUUUCUGGCCACGAAGCAUGGAAACAUAAUAUCCUGAAGCCAGAGGUGAAUUACAUUGGAAACAUUCAUGGCAAUGAGGCGAUUGGCCGAGAGCUGCUGCUUCAUUUCGCGUCAUAUCUUCUGAGCAAAUACGAUGUGGACGAAGACAUCACGAAGCUUCUCGAUACCACCCGAUUGCAUAUAUUACCCUCGCUGAAUCCUGACGGUUUUGAGAUCUCGACUGAAGGGGAAUGUCAUCUUGGGAUCGGCAGAUUCAAUAAAAACAGAUUCGAUUUAAAUCGCAAUUUUCCCGAUAUGGUUGAAAUCAACAACUUUCCGAUCCAGCCGGAAACCAGGGCUUAUAUGACAUGGUCUCGUCGCAUUCCAUUCGUCUUAUCUGCAAACUUCCACGGAGGCGCGCUCCUCGCGGUAUACCCCUACAGUAACCUACAACCAGAAGAGAAAGCAGAAGAUUUCUCGCAAUACAGCGCCGCUCCUGAUGACGAUAUAUUUCGAAAUAUUUCACUGUUGUACUCAUAUACUCACCCAAGAAUGUCAAAUAGGAGCGAAAACAGCUGUGACGGGAAAUUCACUUCUGGGUUCGAGGAUGGGAUUGCAAACGCUGCUUCAUGGUACUCAUCCCGAGGUGUAAUUCAGGACUACACCUACGUCUAUCAUAGUUGUAUACAAAUUACCAUCGAAGUCAGCUGCUGUAAAUAUCCACCGGAAAACGAAAUUGAAGGUUACUGGAAUGAAAACAAAGACGCCAUGUUGGAAUAUAUAAAACAGGUUCAUAGAGGCAUCAAAGGUAUGGUGGUUGAUCAAAAUGGUCACGUGAUACCCUACGCACGAAUCACAGUGGACGACAGGCCGAAUUAUUUCAAUACGACUGUGGAUGGAGAGUACUUCCGAAUACUUCUUCCAGGACAGUAUCUUAUACAGGCUGCUGCCGACGGCUACAGUACAGAAUCCACCAUAGUGUUUAUAUCGGAGCAUGCCCGUGAUGCUUUAGUGUACAACUUUACUCUGACAUCUGCCGUGGAUGCAAGUCAAGCGCCCUCGUCGAUUAUAAACUUACCCUGCGUAGUGGUUUGCUCUUUAUUUUUAAUAACUCAUUAUAGAGACGUUUAG